Hydatigera taeniaeformis is the source of this 1221-nucleotide messenger RNA. The record is from the annotation of a GenBank genome assembly. NCBI's taxonomy places the organism in Eukaryota, Metazoa, Platyhelminthes, Cestoda, Cyclophyllidea, Taeniidae.
AUGGAGCAUAGGGGAGGUGGAGCCAGCCUUAGACAGCGUCUGAAGAUGCAUUUGAACUUCGGCAGGAAGCGUCACCGUCGGGCUCCUCACUUUGUGAGGCAACUGACAAAACUCGAAUUCCCUCGUUUCAAUAGGAAAAAUAAUGUCAUGAUGAGGUACGAGGUACCGCGAAUCGUUGUAAUUUUAUUUUGGGAGGUUCUUUUUAUAAGACGGCCCAGUGUCGCCUUUACCGACUUUGAAAUAAAGGACAAGAGAAGUUCAGUUAUGUCCUCACUGCUCCUCCUCUCCGCAAUUGGGGAGGGAGUAGCUUCCUUCGUCCUUCCCAUCAUCGAUGCUUUCGGACCUCCGAAAUAUGUGGAGCAUAAGUUCUACUUCGAGAUUUUUCAACUCAUUCAAUUCACAAUCUCCAUUGCUGCGCUCGCCUACUUGCAAGCGCUGAUGACUUACUACAACCGAAAGAUGCAGCGACGUGAACGACUACGUCAACGGUUGGUGCAGCACUUUGGAGACAGCAGUGACAAUCACAUCGAGGAGGAGGAUGAGGAAGAAGCGGAGGAGGAGGAGGAGGAGGAGGAAGAAGAAGAAGAAGAAGAAGACGGAUCCAAUGAAAGCACAGAAACAAGUCCAAAAGGCCCACCGGAUUAUGCCACCACAACACUCCAAAUGGAGGGUAGUAAAGCGGAGGUAUUUCAUGACGGUGUUCCUACUGCAGCUCCAGAAAGCGAUUUGGGGUCUUCUGUGAACGGUCCACUACCUCUCAUUCAUGAACAAAUGCCAAAGGACGAUUCACAUCCCAACAGCACACGAAAUUCGGCGAUUUACACCGUUCUGCCAGCUAAAACCAUAGUUAAACAGAAGUCCGGUGACUCAGGUGACCCUCAGGCCCAACGGAGGCACGUGCAGGGAGUGCCAGAGGGCAAACCUUUGGCUAAAAGGAGAGUGACUAAUAUAGGGAGAAUGUUUGGAGACACCUUUGGCAUAAUUAGCAAGACGAACCCACCCUACACACAGGAUUCGGAGGGCAUUAACCUCUAUCUGCGCUUGGGUACUGUCGUGUUUGGAUUCGGUGUCAUAAUCAUGGACGGAUUUCGUGUUGCUGACCAAUUUCGUGCAGUAAACAGUGAAAGAAGCUGUCACAGUAUCCUCUGGACACCUCUAAAUGCCGUUCACGCCAUCUACAUUUUCUGGCAGACAUACUUCCUCUUUAAGUACCACAGAUAG